AUGACCUCGUACCCCAACGGUGAUCAAUUUCUUCAGGAUAAUGGUUAUGACCUGGUAUUUCUGCCACGGGACAUUUUCUGGCUCGUCCUGGCCUACUUGACCCCACCGGAUCUGGUUCGAUGCCGCCGAGUCUCGCGCAUUUGGAAUGAGGCCUUCGGCAACCCGGCCAUCUUGGUCCCACUCAUGAAAAGGCACUUCCCUCGCACUAGGGAGCUCGAAGGGCUCCACGUCGGCUCCAGUACCAGUACUGGGGCUGGUACCGGCACCGAUCCAAUCGUCAUCCGCUCCCUCUUUGACCAGGUUGCCUCGCGUUAUGAUUAUCUCGAGCGAGGAAAGCCCCGCUCCGUUCAAAAACACCGCCUGUGUGACGACUUUGGUGCCGCGGGGGACCGUGAAUGGUUCCAGGUCCCGCCAUGGGAGUCGCACGCGAGCCAUGUCAGACAGUUUGUCGACCGCCAGUUCUCCGAGGCACUGUGGACGCAUGAUCAGGAUUUACUGGUGUUUCCGAGUGCUGAACAUCAGUGUCUGGUACUGAUGGAUUUGAGCAAUGACCGGCAAUUUACCAUUCCCUUUACCACCACUGGGAAAGUCGUACGCCGAGUCCGAUUACAGAAACAAUUGCUGGUAGUCGAGUGGGCUGAACCAAAGGCCUUCCACUGGCUCAACGACAGUGACGGCGUGCAUCGUCAUUUUGCCUCAUCUUUUGAUGUGAAGCCGAGUAUCGCGGACGGCUGGGAGAUCACGGCUCGGAAUGAGUGGAAGAUUAUGUUCCUUGGCCACCCGCUCAGUGAGCGAGAUCGAUUCUUCUCCUCUCAUAGUAACACGCACUAUGUGAUUUAUAUUUGGCAGCCCAAUCGCAGCCUAUACACAGCCGACGAGGACGCGCCCAUUGAAUCCUUAUUUGUUUGGGACAUCUCAACCCCGUCCUCUUACCGUCCAUCGCUCGAUCCAACAGGAAAACACGAGGACUCCAAAGGCGACGAAUCACCAGCGAUCGUGGCUCGUUUUGGUUUCCGAGACCUUGAGUUCUUCGGCGUUCGACAACGAGGAUGCCUGAGCGUGCAGCGGCUCGAAAUUACCGACGAUAGCCUAGCAGUGGAAAUUACAGAAAAUAUCAAUACCUGGUUGACAGUCGCGGACCCGCUCGGCUUGCCCAUGGCUGUUGUGACCAGCAUUCCCAUGCAAGGCUGUGGUCCUCAUUGGCGACAGCAGAGCGAUUUGAUACUCCCAGCUUACCGGGGUAACUGCAGCCUGCAAACAUCACCGAUAAGUGUGUUAGCUAUCAUGGCUGAAUGUUGGUACGGGACCAUUGCCCAGGUCAUUGACCAGCAAGCCGGCGUCAGCUUCUGCCUGCAUUUUGAUCCUGCCAAAUGGGUCGAGGACCGGAGAGAGCCUGAGCUCAAGGAUCAAACUAUCAGCCUUACAUAUCAGGUCUUGGGAUCUUACGAAGAGCCUUCCCAAGUGACCACCGCCAACCUGGAUUUCACGGGUAGAGGAAAAAUAAGUGGGUGUGAAAGGUAUCUCCUAGGCGAGAACUCUAAUAGGGAAUUGGUGAUCUAUAGAUUCGACCGAUGA
This is a messenger RNA of Penicillium cosmopolitanum, 1575 nucleotides long. Its product is annotated as F-box protein. The coding region runs from base 1 to 1575 and encodes 524 amino acids. NCBI's taxonomy places the organism in Eukaryota, Fungi, Ascomycota, Eurotiomycetes, Eurotiales, Aspergillaceae. The record is from RefSeq and is a predicted model, not a curated record. Gene Ontology annotation, molecular function: protein binding. The transcript has a single exon.